Molecule: messenger RNA, 1392 nt
Organism: Engraulis encrasicolus (European anchovy)
Lineage: Eukaryota; Metazoa; Chordata; Actinopteri; Clupeiformes; Engraulidae
Gene: dbx1b
Product: developing brain homeobox 1b
Exons: 4
Coding region: 128-1123 (331 amino acids)
Biological process (GO): regulation of transcription by RNA polymerase II; cell differentiation in spinal cord
Molecular function (GO): DNA binding; DNA-binding transcription factor activity, RNA polymerase II-specific
Source: RefSeq, a predicted model, not a curated record
GGCCACAAGAGUGCCAUCAGACCAUCACCCUGGAUGCUAAGUGAGGUAGUCUCUGGCAGUGAAAGGAAGUCUUGAACGGACACCCGAGAUUCGCUUUUUUGUUUUUGUUUUAUUUUUAGAAAGUGCAAUGAUGUUCCCAAGUGUUAUUGCGCCACCUGCGAUGUACCCAAAUAUGCUGAGGCCGACGGCCGGGCUGACUUUUCCCCAGUCCCUGCAGUCUGCAUUCACCACUCACUCAAGCUUUCUGGUGGAGGACCUGUUGCGCAUCAGCCGACCGGGAAGUUUCUUACACAGGACAAUUCCCUCACCGAGCGUUUCUCCUCCAACAACUGGGAGCACCACAGCUGUAGCAAUGGACCACCAUGGCUCCAUCUCGCCGUGUAUUGCUAAAAGGACCUCUCCGCCACAAACCCCUGUGCCAAACAGGGACCCCAGCUACUUGAAGUUUGGAGUGAAUGCCAUUUUGGCCCCAUCAACGCGCAGUGCAUCAUCACCAACCUCUAUGGUCGACCUGCGUGUGAAGAAUGUCCCCUUUUCAUAUUUUGAUGGGCCGUUCCAGCCAUUCAUCAGGGCGUCAUACUUCCCAGUGUCAUCAGCGGUGGUACCUAUCCCUGGGACCUUCUCGUGGCCCCUGGCGGCAAGAGGGAAACCAAGGCGGGGGAUGUUGAGACGGGCCGUGUUCUCAGAUGUUCAGCGCAAAGCUCUGGAGAAGAUGUUUCAAAAACAGAAGUAUAUCAGCAAGCCUGACAGAAAGAAGCUGGCGUCUAAACUCGGACUCAAAGAUUCGCAGGUGAAGAUUUGGUUCCAGAACCGUAGAAUGAAAUGGCGCAAUUCCAAAGAGCGCGAGCUUCUGUCGUCCGGAGGCUGCAGGGAGCAGACGCUGCCGACAAAGAUGAACCCAAACCCAGACCUCAGCGACGUGGGAACGGGGAAGAAAUCCUGCGAGGACGAACUUUCAGAGGCUUUCAGAGGGGAAUCAUCACCUCACCAAACAUAUUGUCACUCCCACCACACACAACACCAAAUGUUCAAUUGCAUGGAAUCCAAUGUCAUGUCGCCAUCCGACUCAAGCAAACACUCAGAUUUCUCAGAUUCCGAGGAUGAGGAGAUAACAGUGUCUUAAUUGGUGAACUUUUUACUCGUUUUUAUAGCCCACACGACAUAAUUACGAAAUGUCUCAACAUGACUGAGAAAGAGGAUGUCCUCUACUGCAACUCGAAAUCCCUGUUUUCUGGGAGAAUAUAUGUAUGGACUUGAAGUGUAACUUGUAUUAUGCACCUCUUCCUUAAACAUUGCUGUGUUUUGACAGCUAUACGUUUUGUAUAUUGUUUUGUAUUAUUGUUUGUAUGUAUGUAUAUGUAUACGUUUGUUUAUAAGGCAGCACCUACAGUG